CAAAGGUUUUCAGAGUAAACUGGUGAAGGAGGAAGUUCCUGAUGAUGAAAACAAACUGAACGUCGGCUCCUCCUGCUCCUCGUGUCCACGUUCCUCUACAACCCAGAAUCACCUCCACGAUCACAUCAGGAGCCACAGUGACACAUUUGAAACUCUGGUGGAAUCUGAAGAAGAGGUUAAAUAUGAGGAUCUGGCGCCCACUAAAGACUCCAGUAAUCAGCAAACGUCCACCGGCGCUCCCAGCAUGAUCACCAACAUCUGUUUAGAGUGUGGGAAGAACUUCAGUUCCCACAAGGCUCUAAAAACCCACCAGCGCAUUCACACCGGUGAGAAACCAUAUUCCUGCUCCAUUUGUGAGAAACGAUUUACCCAUCAGAGUGCGUUCAAAAAACACCAGCGCAUUCACACCGGAGAGAAACCGUACCAGUGCCCGCACUGCGGGAAGAGCUUCACAAACCACUGUCAUUUGAAAACCCACCUGCGCAUUCACACCGGAGAGAAACCGUACCAGUGCUCGCACUGCGGGAAGAGCUUCAACCACCAGAGCAAUUUCAAAGGCCACCAGCGCAUUCACACCGGAGAGAAACCGUACUGCUGCUCGAUGUGCGGGAAGAGGUUCAACCAGCCGAGUACUCUCAAGAGACACCUGCGCAUUCACACCGGAGAGAAACCCUUCCAGUGCUCGCACUGCGGGAAGAGUUUCAACAGCCACAGCAUUCUUAAAACCCACCAGCGCAUUCACACCCGAGAGAAACCGCUCGGCUGCUCGCACUGCGGCAAGAGCUUCAAUAAACAGAGCGCUCUCAAAACCCACCAGUGCAUUCACACCGGAGAGAAACCCCACCAGUGCGCACAGUGCGGGAAGAGCUUCACUAACCACAGUCAUCUUAAAAGGCACCAGCGCAUUCACACCGGAGAGAAGCCGUAUCAGUGCUCGCAGUGCGAGAGGAGUUUUACUAACCACAGUCAUCUUAAAAGGCACCAGCGCAUUCACACCGGAGAGAAGCCGUAUCAGUGCUCGCAGUGCGACAAGAGUUUCAAUAACCACAGUCAUCUCAAAAGACACCAGCGCAUUCACACCGGGGAAGAUCUGUACUGCUGCUUAUAUUGUGAGGAGACUUUUAGUAACCAGAAUGAUCUCAAGAUUCACCAGUUCACUCACGACAGAGAGAAACCGUACUGCUGUCUGCAGUGUGGACGCAACUUCACUCACUUACUGACCCUCACCAGACACAAGUGUGUCGACUCGAAGCCGGCGGAUCUUCAUGAAUGAUUGGUUUUCUUUUAUUUUACUAUCUUCUGAAUCCCCAGUAUCCCCAGAGGUACUCGCUUCACAUUGUCCCGGGCUGCUGUCACUAGCUUUUGAUUGGUCUGAUUGGAUCGACUCUACACAGGUUACAGGUUAGAAUCUGGAUCCACCAUGAACCUGAUCGGCAGUUACUGAAGUUAUUUACACCGAUCAGCCAUAACAUUAAAACCACCUCCUUGUUUCUACAC
Molecule: messenger RNA, 1497 nt
Organism: Trichomycterus rosablanca
Lineage: Eukaryota; Metazoa; Chordata; Actinopteri; Siluriformes; Trichomycteridae
Product: zinc finger protein 501-like
Exons: 2
Coding region: 245-1273 (342 amino acids)
Biological process (GO): regulation of transcription by RNA polymerase II
Molecular function (GO): DNA-binding transcription factor activity, RNA polymerase II-specific; RNA polymerase II cis-regulatory region sequence-specific DNA binding
Source: RefSeq, a predicted model, not a curated record